CCCACCCGCCACCCGCCGCGCCUGUCAAUCAUCCGCUGCUGGAUUAUUAUUGAUUUUGUUUUGGGUCUGGAAGGGAGGUCCGAAGGUCCCGAACGGCUCUCCGCGUCAUGUCAAGGCCGCUCACUCAGCUCCUACCGCCGGAUCUCCCGGCCGGCGCCAGCCCCCAGUUCGGGAACAGCAAUCCGCCGGGGGGCGCCCCUAGCGGCGGCCACCUGACUUCCAUGGCCAACCUCAAGUCGCUGCUCCAGGUGCCAAUCAAAGCCGACCAGAGAGCCGCCAAGGACUGCUGUGAGGUCAAAGACAAAGACAAACCCCAGGAUUCGGACGAGGACUCGCUGAGCGUCAACGCUGGGGGACCAGGCGGGGUUGGCGGGACCCCGGGGUCCGGCCCCGUGCGGCCCAACUCCCAGUCGGCGUUCCUGGGACCUCUGCUGUGGGAGCGGACCCUGCCGUGUGACGGCGGCCUUUUCCAGCUGCAGUACAUGGACCUGGAGGAGUUCCUGACGGAGAACGGGAUGGGCAUGCACAACAAUGGCCCCAGCUCCACCAGCGCCCAGAUCCCCUCCCAGAGCUCCCAGUCGGCGGUUCCUAACCAGAGCUCCCAGUGCCCUCCGUCCUCUCCUCCACCCUGCUCAUCCUCUUCCUCAUCCAUCUCGUCUUCAUCCUCUUCAUCCUCACUGCUCGGACUGGAGACCGUGCAGCCCCAGCCCCCGCCACCGCAGCAAGGCAUGAUGGGAGGACCUGAGUGUCUACAUGGCGGUCAAGCAGUGCCACCAGACCUGUCGCCCUCCUCUUCCUGCCCUCCGGGACCACCCGGACCCCCGCCAGUCGCCAACGGCAGUAGUGACAUCAUGGUGAAUUUUGAUCCCGACCCAGCGGACCUGGCGCUGUCCAGCGUGCCGGGCCAGGAAGCUUUUGACCCGCGGCGCCACCGGUUCAGCGAGGAGGAGCUGAAACCACAGCCGAUGAUCAAGAAAGCUCGCAAGAUGCUGGUCCCCGAUGAGCAGAAGGACGACAAGUACUGGAGCCGCCGCUACAAGAACAACGAGGCGGCCAAGCGCUCACGGGACGCCCGGCGGCUCAAGGAGAACCAGAUCUCAGUGCGCGCUGCCUUCCUGGAGCGGGAGAAUGCCGCCCUGCGCCAGGAGGUGGCCGACAUGAGAAAAGAGCUGGGCCGUUGCCGGAACAUCCUCAACAAGUAUGAAAGCCGGCACGGGGACUUGUGAGGUGGACGAUGACAACGGCGGUGGCGAGGAGGAGGAGGAGGAGAAGGAUUUAAAGUGGAGGGAGGGAGAGGGGAGGGGAUAAGGAGAUGGUCAAAGGGUAAAGGUCAACCCCAACGACAGCAGCACUUUAGUUGACGCAGCCGGAGGGCGGCAACGGUGGCGGCAGACGUAGACCUGUGGUAAGCCUUGUGCCACGCCCGGCGUAAGCGCCUUCUUCUUCUUCUGUCCGGUUCGUGUGGCGUGGACGUGCGUGCCUUGGGGGUGGAACAGUGAAUGGCGGGAGAGGCGCCGCGACGCCAUUUUGCCCCGCCUCCCCCGUUUUGAUUCCCGAUUGCUUCACCAAAACCCGCAGAACAUAAAGUACCGUGUUCCCCCCCCCCCUGUCACCCCCCUACCACACGGGCCCCCAUGGCAGCUCACGUCAGCCAUUUUGGUGCUGCGCUUACGCCUGGCGUUGCACAGCGUUUUCGCAGGUAGUGCGUCGCCGCCGCCCUACCCAGCCCCCUGCGUUCCCCUCCCCCGGUCCCGUUCAAACAGGAUGUCGAAUUCACAGUUUUCAUGCCGGUGAAAGCACUCUUUUGACGCUUCAGACCAGGAGACAAGCCAGGAAACAGGACAGCGGUGUCAUAUUUUUUUUUCUACUUAGGAAGAAGAAGAAAAAAAUAGUCAAAAGAAUAAAAAACAAAAACACACACACCUAUAUUUUUCUGAACUGUGCAGACAAGCAAAACUCAGCGAGA
Lampris incognitus (smalleye Pacific opah) is the source of this 1966-nucleotide messenger RNA. RefSeq names its product D site albumin promoter binding protein a (gene dbpa). The record is from RefSeq and is a predicted model, not a curated record. Gene Ontology annotation, molecular function: DNA-binding transcription factor activity, RNA polymerase II-specific; RNA polymerase II cis-regulatory region sequence-specific DNA binding. The transcript has 5 exons. Gene Ontology annotation, cellular component: nucleus. Gene Ontology annotation, biological process: regulation of transcription by RNA polymerase II. NCBI's taxonomy places the organism in Eukaryota, Metazoa, Chordata, Actinopteri, Lampriformes, Lampridae. Bases 108 to 1226 code for a protein of 372 amino acids.